CACGUGGCAAUCGAUAGCUCCCCCUUCGUCGUUGUCGUUGCCUUGAAGAAGAAAAUUUAGAAUUGAAGAACUGAACGCAUAGACUGGGCACUUUCUAGAGAGAGAAAAGUAGUAUGUGUGGAGAGAGAGAGAGGGUGUUUGGAGUGAGAGGGCGAGAGAGAGGUGCUAGGAGAGGGGGUUGAUUGAUGGUGAGUAUCUGUUUCUAGGGAAAAUUUUGGUGUUGGGAGGAGGAAGAUGUACGUAGGAGGUUCAAUGCGAAAGUCAUUCAAGGAUUCUCUUAAAGUUCUUGAAGCCGAUAUUCAGCACGCUAAUACUCUGGCAUCAGAUUUCCCAAGAGAAUAUGAUGGUGCCUGCCUACAGAUGAGAAUGUCCUACAGUCCAGCUGCACACCUGUUCCUGUUUCUAGUACAAUGGACAGACUGCCACCUUGCUGGUGCUCUUGGACUGUUGAGAAUCCUAAUUUACAAGGUUUAUGUGGAUGGCACCACAACCAUGUCUACCCACGAGAGAAAAGCAAGCGUCAGAGAAUUCUAUGCUGUCAUUUAUCCCUCCUUACAACAACUUGAAAGAGGUGUGAGUGAUACAGAAGAUAAAAGGCAAAAGGCAGUAUGCAUGGAAAGGUACAGAAGAAGAGAUGAUGAGGAACACAGGCACUGUUCGGAUGUAGAUAUUGAAAGGGAAGAAGAAUGUGGAAUUUGCAUGGAGAUGAACAGUAAGAUUGUGUUGCCCAACUGCAACCAUGCCAUGUGCUUGAAAUGCUACCGUGAUUGGUCAACAACAUUGUACUCUUACAGUCCUGUCAUUGAGAUUUUGUUGACUUGA
Messenger RNA from Ilex paraguariensis (yerba mate), 822 nucleotides. The record is from the annotation of a GenBank genome assembly. NCBI's taxonomy places the organism in Eukaryota, Viridiplantae, Streptophyta, Magnoliopsida, Aquifoliales, Aquifoliaceae.